GCUCUUGAGCGAUCACGUGGUGAAUUUAGGACUCUCUCAAGAGGCAUUGAUUUCUGGGGGUGAACCUGCGCCGGUAUAGUUUGUGACUAUCACGCCACGGAUAUCAAAACAUCGCCGUCAAACGGCGUCUGACAAGGGCUGUAUAUCUUCCAGCAGCCUCCAUAAACACGGAAUGGCUUAUCCGGCCAGUGAGACAUUCCAGGCCAAUUUCUCCCUUUCCGCAGGCAAAAAUGACUUCGCUCUGGGAGUGAGUCCACCGGCCGGUAUGGACGGAUACUGGCUGCAACCUUUCCACGAUCUCAAACCGCGCGGGGAGGCAGGGGGGUGGCACCUGCCCGGACUGUGUAUGCCAAAAGGCGAAGCCCACGCGGACGGUCUGCGGUUGGGCCCCCUGGGGUACCCCUGUCGGGAGGGCAAGGACAUGAACUUGACUGACACCCGUAGAAUCCUGCCCUCCACCUUCCACCCGUUUUACGAUGUCAGUGCAGGUGCUCAUCACCGGGACCAGAUCGCCAGAGCGCAGCUACACAACACCGCUGCCGCCGCUUACGACUCCUCCAAGUGUUGCCAACCACAGAUGAACAACGUCUGCACCUACACCUCUGCUUCCACCGCCGAACGGAGCGAACAGGUGAGCCAAGCCUGGGACGGACAGGGAUGCCAGCCGGCCGAAGGACCACCGACGCCCGCCCAGGGCAACAACUCGUCCGGUGACGUGACGUCCAACUGGAUGAGUGCAAAGAGCACACGGAAGAAGCGUUGCCCCUACACCAAGUACCAAACCCUGGAGCUAGAGAAGGAGUUUCUCUUCAACAUGUUCGUGACAAGAGAACGGAGACAGGAGAUUGCCAGACAACUCAACCUCACUGAUAGGCAGGUGAAGAUUUGGUUCCAAAACCGCCGCAUGAAAAUGAAGAGAAUGAAGCAGCGUGCCAUGCAACAGCUUAUGGAGGAGAAACAGCAACAACAACAACAACAGCAUCCAUCGCAGCAGCCCACCCAACACUUACAACAGGUCCAGCAGAUCCCUCAACCAUGAUCGCGCGCAUAUCAACGCUUCUUUUGCUACGUCCAACCGUCUCUUAUCGUCAACAAAACGUGCUGCUUGAUUUUGUACAUUGUAUACCACCGUCCAUAUCAUGAUGCGUUGAAACUAGGAGAACGUACUACGAUUAAAGUAAAAAUGGGUUUAAAAACACAGGAAUUGUAAGCCCGUGAAAUAUGGGAAAGGCUGUAUGUUAAAUCCUUGGAAAAUGUGAUAUGGAAAUAGAAAAAUGAAGAAAUUGACGUCUUCCUGUGAAAUUUUUCAUUCCGUGAAUGUUUUAGCAUGAAAUGUGUAGUGAAGACGGGAUAGGGUAUUUUGAUUGCAAGGUGCCAUGUGCUGAUAUGUGUUUACUGUAUGUAUACCUUGCUUUCCUGCAACAAAACAAAAAAUCUAUGUUUAUAGUAAGAUAACUGCCAUGUGUAAAUACGUUGAUAGCAUAUAUAUUCCGUGUCCACAUAAUUGUACUUAUUUCAUUUAUAUGUAUUUCAUGAGAACAAGAUAGUCUACAAGCAUAUUGUCUAAACACAAUGGGAAUACUUACUUUUAACCAGAAUCUACAUGUAUUUUAUGUACUUAUGUCCUUUUUUCAUGCAAUGCGAUCAUAUCUAUAUACAUAUAUAUAUUCUACGGAUGCAUUUUAACGUUGUCGCUGUAUAUCACAUUGAAUUGAUAUAAAAGUAUAAAAUCCAUUUUAAAAAUAUACAAAAAAAAAACACGAAAACACACCACCAGUUAUACUACUUUGCGGAAAUGAAAAGCAGACGAGAAUGCAGUUUUGUUAUUUCAAAGGUACAAAGCAGAAGUGUGUGCGCUUUUAGUGGUGUUAAUACUAAGCGUUGUUCUGUCCACUAUACAGUCUAUGUAGGGACGAAACUGUUGUGUCUCAGGGUGUACAUAUCCCAAAAUGGGAAAAUGCCAAAAAUAUCCUCUUCAUUAAAAUGUUAGCUACUUUUGGUAUAGGUUAUUAAUGUUUAUAUGUGUCAUCGUGAUCAUAUACGGAAAUAAGGGUAUUUCAGAUUCUUCUUUUGCUUCUAUCUGUAGUGAAAUAUAAAGCAUAGGUAUCAAGUAAAUUUUGUAUCGUAACUUUUAGAGUAAAAUGUACAUGCUGUCUUACAAUCAUAAAGCUACUACUACCUAUAGGAAUAAAGUUUUCUGUGCACAGAGUAUACACGUAUAAAAUUGCACGAGUCUAUUAUAUCUGUAUCAAAAUUAGAAUCUAGUGUGUUAAUGUAUUAUUUUCCUUUUGCACUUCUCUUGGCUGCUUCUGUAUAUACUAUAUACGUUUAAUCCAUACUUUAUCUUAUUCAACUUUUGAACUGUGCGGAGAAAUAGUCAUUUCUCA
Molecule: messenger RNA, 2387 nt
Organism: Branchiostoma belcheri (Belcher's lancelet)
Lineage: Eukaryota; Metazoa; Chordata; Leptocardii; Amphioxiformes; Branchiostomatidae
Product: homeobox protein Hox-D8-like
Exons: 3
Coding region: 173-1039 (288 amino acids)
Biological process (GO): regulation of transcription by RNA polymerase II
Cellular component (GO): nucleus
Molecular function (GO): RNA polymerase II cis-regulatory region sequence-specific DNA binding; DNA-binding transcription factor activity, RNA polymerase II-specific
Source: RefSeq, a predicted model, not a curated record